GGACGAUCCAAAAAGGAAAGUAGGAAUUAUUAUGGGAGGGUGGAGUAAUACAUUGUGUAUAUUCAUGUAGUAUGAGACUAUGAGUCCAUUAAUCUAACAAUAUUUUCAUAGUUUCAUCCAGUCAUAAACCAAAACAUCCAAUUAAUUAAUUAAUUACUCUGUAAUUAAUUAAUUAUUAACUAAUUAGCUACAAAAUCCAGAACAUGAAGCCGUUGGCGGUUCUCGAGAGGUCGAGAACUAGCGGAAACUCUGGAGAAGUCUAGAAACAUGAUAAGAGACCAUAAAGCCAGUCGAUAUUUUCUUCUAGAAAACUCCUCAGCUUACUUUAAAUCUCCGUCCCCACGAAUUCCGCGCUAUCCUCGACCGAUAAACCGAUACAAGCGGAAGAGCAAGAGCUUUAAACCACAAAAUGUCUCACUGUGUUUCAAGAUUCGCUGUUCCCCACACUUUGGCAUCACAAUGCAUCAAUCCAUCUCACUCAAAUAUUUCCCAGUUUGCUGUUCCGAUUUCUGGUAAAAAUGGCAAAUCAAGAAUCGCAUCCAUGGCCGUCGAUGGCAGAGACGGCAUUGACCAAGUGCAGCAAAGGUCGAUGAAGACCCAACCGCCAAGGAGGUCUGUUCAAGCAGUUGCUCCCAUUGGUUUAUGGGAUAGGUUUCCUACAGCAAAGACAGUGCAACAGAUGAUGGACACAAUGGACAGAUUAAUAGAGGACCCUAUGGCCUUCAAUGGAAGGUGGUCUUCUUCUUCUCCUGUGCCACAUGAGAAUGGAGGGUAUGGCAGGGGGAGAACGCCAUGGGAGAUCAAAGAAGGUCAGAGCGAAUACAAGCUGAGAUUUGACAUGCCUGGGAUGACCAGAAAAGAUGUCAAAGUGUGGGUUGAGGAGAAAAUGCUUGUGUUCAAAGCAGAGAAAGCGCCAAAGAAGAAGAAUGGAGAAGGGGUUGGAAAGGAAGGAGUAGAAGAAGACAAUGGAGAGUGGUCUGCAAGUAGCAAUGGAAGAUAUGGUAGCAGAAUAGCUCUACCUGAGAAUGUGGAGUUUGAGAAAAUUAAGGCUGAGGUGAAAGAUGGUGUGUUGUAUAUCAACAUACCAAAGGCUAUUGCCAGUAGCAAGGUUUUUGAUAUCAGUGUUGAAUGAAAUUGAUUUGGAAGAUGUACUUUGAUUUGCUGUUAUUUGUGGUUCCAUUUUUUGUUGGACAUGAAGAGUGUUCAUCCUUUGCAUUGAUGAGGGCCAUGUAAUCUAGAUAAUUGGUCAAGAAAACAAGGAAACGUGUGGCUGCAUUUUUGUGUGUAAAGUGAGUGGUCAAACUUGUAUUUAAUAAAUCCUUUUACAGAGGAAAGAGCAAAUCCGACCCUACCCGAUUUAUCCGAUCGGAUAUAUCUGAUUUUUUUGUUGUGGUCGGAAAACCUGAACUGAAAUAUCCAAUUCCGGUCCGAUUUUUGCAACCCGAUACUUAAGCGGGUAGCGGGUAGGGUUACCAAUUAUGCUACCCGACCCGCUCGAAAAAUCGAACUAGCAUAGUAUAUAUACUAGUUUAAAUUAUUAUGCAUGUUCAAAUAUCUCAAUUAUUAUAUGUCAAUUACCAUAUUGUGUAUGUUCAAAUAUUCCAAUUACCGUAUUAGUA
Cuscuta europaea is the source of this 1619-nucleotide messenger RNA. Lineage: Eukaryota; Viridiplantae; Streptophyta; Magnoliopsida; Solanales; Convolvulaceae. The record is from the annotation of a GenBank genome assembly.